Messenger RNA from Odocoileus virginianus texanus, 1389 nucleotides. Lineage: Eukaryota; Metazoa; Chordata; Mammalia; Artiodactyla; Cervidae. The record is from RefSeq and is a predicted model, not a curated record.
UGGGGCCGAUGCAUGGGAGACGGAUGUGGCCCAGGAGGCAUUCAGACCCGCGCAGUGUGGUGUGCGCAUGUGGAAGGGUGGACGACAUUGCAUAGCAACUGCAAGCCGGCCGAGAGACCCAGUAACCAGCAGAAUUGUUUCAAAGUCUGUGACUGGCACAAGGAGUUGUACGACUGGAGGUUGGGCCCGUGGAAUCAGUGUCAGCCGGUGAUUUCAAAGAGCCUGGAGAAACCGCUGGAGUGCGUUAAGGGAGAGGAGGGCAUUCAGGUGCGGGAGAUAACGUGCAUCGAGAAAGAGAACGACGUCCCUGCGGAGGAUAUCAUCUGCGAGUACUUCGAGCCCAAGCCGCUCCUGGAACAGGCCUGCCUCAUCCCCUGCCGGCAGGACUGCAUCGUGUCCGAGUUUUCCGCCUGGUCGGAGUGCUCCAAGACCUGCGGCAGCGGGCUCCAGCACCGGACGCGUCACGUGGUGGCGCCCCCCCAGUUCGGCGGCUCGGGGUGCCCGAACCUGACGGAGUUUCAGGUGUGCCAGGCCGGCCCCUGCGAGGCCGAGGAGCGCGGCUACAGCCUGCACGUGGGGCCCUGGAGCACGUGCUCGAUGCCCCACUCGAGACAAGCGAGGCAGGCCAGGAGGCGCGGGAAGAGUAGAGAGCGGGCCAGGGACCGCGGGAAAGGGGUCAAGGAUCCAGAGGCCCGUGAGCUGAUCAAGAAGAAGAGAAACAGAAACAGGCAGAACCGCCAGGAGAACAGAUACUGGGACAUCCAGAUCGGAUACCAGACCAGAGAGGUUAUGUGCACGAACAAGACGGGGAAGGCUGCUGAUUUGAGCUUCUGCCAGCAAGAGAAGCUGCCAAUGACCUUCCAGGCCUGCGUGAUGACCAAGGAGUGCCAGGUGUCCGAGUGGUCGGAGUGGAGCCCCUGCUCAAAAACGUGCCUUGACACGGCAUCCCCUAAAGGCACCCGCGUGAGAACUCGGCUCAUCAGGCAGUUUCCUAUUGGCAGCGAGAAGAAGUGUCCAGAACUUGAGGAAAAAGAGCCCUGUGUGUCUCAAGGAGAUGGAGUUGCCCCCUGUGCCACGUACAGCUGGAGGACCACGGAGUGGACCGAGUGUCGGGUGGACCCUCUGCUCAGCCAGCAGGACAGGAGGCGAGGCAACCAGACGGCCCUCUGCGGAGGGGGCGUCCAGACCCGAGAGGUGUACUGCGUGCAGGCCAGCCAGAACCUCCUCUCGCAGCUGAGCGCCCACAAGGACAAAGAAGGUAAAUCUUGUUUGCUUCUCAGGUACUCACCUAUGGAGAGCAGGCAUGGGAUCAUCCUGCAGGGAUAUGGGGGCAUGAAGAGCCGUAUAUUUGUUCACAUUAUGGCGGAUGUUAACUAUGUUGAAUGGUAG